AUGGCCAUGCGAGGGCUGGCUCUGGCCUUUCUCCUGGUGCUUGCCCCUCUGCUGCUUGUGUGGGGACAGAAGGACGCUGGUCCCAAGAACCAGGCGGGGGCCAAGGAAGCAGAAAUGUGCCAAAGACCCUGGUGGGACCAAAGACUCCAGCUGGCACCAGACCAGGAGAAUUACAAGAAAAACGAGGAAGUGAGGCUGAGCUGUCCCAAGGGUUUCCAGCCAUCCUUCACCGAAAUCAAAUGUUCAGGCAAAGUUCAGCCCAUCAGUUAUGGGAAUCCUGUGUACAGUGACCUAUGGUUGGGAAGGGACAUCACAGGCGUUUGGAUCCGCAUUCAGUCCAGUGUGGAGUGCAUCGACGUCCUCCAGGUUGUCCCUGGGACCUUGGAGGUUUCCAGCACCAGCAUCAAACUGAACUGGACCUGCAGGCUCCCUGAUGCCUGCCAGCAGGUUCGGGCCAGGUGCCGGCUGGAAGAGCAUUCCACCCUUCCCUGUGAGGCUGAGGAGGUGAAAGGAGAGGAGAUGCUCCAUGGCCAGGAGGGAACAUUUACCUGCCCCCCUCUGCAGCCCUUCACUGUCUACAGUGUCACCAUCUCACUGCUGCCCAGCACGAUCCUUUUCACACGGCUCCUCAGAACAAAGGAAACGGUGCCGGACAAACCGGAGAAGCUGUGGCUGGAUCCCAGCACAGGGUCCCUCAGGUGGAAGGCGCUGCCCUCCUGCAAGGGGGAGAUCAUCGGAUACCAGCUGAACAUCACGGCCAGGAGAGCACACGAUGGCAGCUUCCUUGAAUUCAAUCAGGUGUUGGUGAACCAGUCUGCCACUCAGUACACGCCGCCUCAUCAGAUACCUGGAAGCAAAUACACAGUGACAGUGCAGGGCCUGACGGCAGCUGGUGCUGGGGCUGCAUCACGCCUGGAAUUUCGAACCUAUGUCUCAGGGCAGCCUUUGGGUCUGUGGCCUGGGUCGGUGGUCAUAGUAGUGGUGGUGGUGUUGGUGCUGGUCCCCGUGGCUGCAGGGAUCCUGUGCUUUCUGCUGUCCAGGAAAAGGAAGGCUUUGCCCAGGAAAGCCGAAGAGGAUCAUUACACAGAGCUCCAGCCCUAUGAGAACUUGGAUAAUUACUGCGUGAUCAAGGGGACUCUUCUGGCAGAGGAAGAUGCAGGUAAAGGUGGCCAGGCUGGAGAGCUGUUGCCCCAGCCCUUGCCUGUUCUGGAGUCCUCAGGAGACAGUCAGAGCAGUGAGGGAAAGAAGAUGGGUCGGAUGUCCAACACUCGGUGCUGA
Messenger RNA from Aquila chrysaetos chrysaetos, 1278 nucleotides. RefSeq lists its product as uncharacterized. The record is from RefSeq and is a predicted model, not a curated record. Bases 1 to 1278 code for a protein of 425 amino acids. The transcript is spliced from 9 exons. NCBI's taxonomy places the organism in Eukaryota, Metazoa, Chordata, Aves, Accipitriformes, Accipitridae. Gene Ontology annotation, molecular function: protein binding.